Molecule: messenger RNA, 851 nt
Organism: Contarinia nasturtii (swede midge)
Lineage: Eukaryota; Metazoa; Arthropoda; Insecta; Diptera; Cecidomyiidae
Product: tubulin polyglutamylase complex subunit 2
Exons: 3
Coding region: 1-837 (278 amino acids)
Biological process (GO): protein polyglutamylation
Source: RefSeq, a predicted model, not a curated record
AUGGCAUCAACCAGCAGCGUGAAGUCAUCAUCGCCCGAGGAUGAAUUUUACAACAAUUUGACACUGAAUUUAAUUCAAUUCCUAAAUAAUAUCACAAGAAUAACAAAUGUGACACUGCAUAAGCAGCAACCAUGUGAACGUACAGCGAUAUCUACAUUUGAACAACGUCAUAACAUUUUCUUACCCGACGAUAUGAAACGCUUCUAUUUGUCCACUGAUGGAUUUACAUUGCAUUGGUGUUUUCAGUAUGCACCGAAUGUUGUGCGUCGAGUGGGUUACAUUAAUUUUCCACAUUUGAUGCAAAUCACAUUGCUUCGUGACUACGUGGAAUUGAUACAUAUGAGUAACACAAGUCCGCACGCGAAAAAGUCGCCCGGUAGUAAUGAUCAUCGGAAUGUUGACAAAUCGAAUCAGCAACCAAAUCUGAAUUUGCGGUCGAAAAUAUUUGAAUUAAGCUCAAUUUUGGAUGUUGCAAAGGUGUGCUUGAUUUUUGAAACUUUGGAGUCGAUAAACCCAAAAAUCUAUUUACUGGAAACACAAUCAAACAAGUGGCAAUUUUUGGCCGACUCAUUCACCGAAUAUCUUCGGAUGUGCAUCGCACAUUUGGGUUUACCCUACUGGGAAUUGUGUUUUGCACAUACUUGUGCCUUACCCUCAUGGGCAGAGCAAAUUUACUUAUUGGUUGCACCUCAUUUACUCGAACACAACAAUAAUGUUACGCAAUCGAAUCGCUCAUUAUCCUGUCCACGUGAUCCAGUAGUUUACAAUGAAUUAGAUUUGUCCAUAUUUCGAACAAAACAAAAAUGUAACAAACAAACAAAUAAACUCAAUAAAUAAAUGUAGUGAUGUAA